AUGGAGAAAUAUUCACAGUUUCGCGACAGAGGAUCUGGUAUCGCUCCGUUCUUACCCGUUCAAACUCCAAGUGCCGGCAUCUAUGCUCCCGUCCAUCUUUUUCUCUUCCUCUUCAAAUUACCACUCUUCCUCACAGUAUCCACGACUUAUUUUCUCUUCCUACAAUGGUUUCCCUUAGGGUCCCUACUCAAGAAAGCGAUAUUAUGGAUGUUACUUGGAAUACCGGGAGUGUGGUGGAUAGAUUUGCAGAUUGAUGGAGUGAAGAAAGGUUCUCUGGCGAAGAAACAUGAAGGACGAGUACCAGAACCUUCGGAUAUUAUCGCAUCCUCCUUUACAUCACCCAUCGAUUCUUUAUAUUUGGCUGCCAUCUUCGAUCCCAUAUUCACAGUGUCCUACCCGCAUACCCGUCAAGUUCACCAAAUUUCUCUUCUGGGCGCCAUCUUCCGAGCACUACAAAGUCCCCAGGAACAUCCACCCAAGGGUUCAAAAAUGACUGAUUUGUCCGCCCUACUCUCUCGAUUUCCUGGGCGUGCUAUCGUAGUUUUCCCAGAAUGUACAACUACAAAUGGAAAAGGAAUACUACCCGUGAGCCAAAGUCUUUUGACUGCUCCUUCAGGAACCAAAAUCUUCCCAAUCAGUCUCCGCUAUUCGCCCUCAGAUAUUACGACACCCGUCCCAGGGAAAUACUGGUCAUUCUUCUGGAAUCUUCUUUCGAAACCUACACAUUGCAUUAAAGUCCGAAUCGCUGAAGUUGUAUACAAUACAUCCAUGUACGAAUCAGAAAAGGCCACUAAAUACUUGAAGAAUCAAUUAGAUACGGCGUAUACAAGCAGCUCAGAUACUCUCACGUCUAAGAACGAUCUAUCGGCAGAAACAACAUCAGAAGAACAACGUGUCUUGGAUAAGGUUGGGGAAGCAUUGGCACGAUUGGGAAGAGUCAAACGCGUUGGAUUGACUGUGAAGGAUAAAAUUGCAUUUGUGGAUGCAUGGAAUAAGAAAAGAUAA
Botrytis sinoallii is the source of this 1005-nucleotide messenger RNA. RefSeq lists its product as uncharacterized. The transcript has 2 exons. The coding region runs from base 1 to 1005 and encodes 334 amino acids. The record is from RefSeq and is a predicted model, not a curated record. Lineage: Eukaryota; Fungi; Ascomycota; Leotiomycetes; Helotiales; Sclerotiniaceae.